Messenger RNA from Dermochelys coriacea (leatherback sea turtle), 2512 nucleotides. RefSeq names its product fibroblast growth factor 11 (gene FGF11). Gene Ontology annotation, cellular component: cytoplasm. NCBI's taxonomy places the organism in Eukaryota, Metazoa, Chordata, Testudines, Dermochelyidae. Gene Ontology annotation, molecular function: fibroblast growth factor receptor binding; growth factor activity. The record is from RefSeq and is a predicted model, not a curated record. Gene Ontology annotation, biological process: positive regulation of gene expression; fibroblast growth factor receptor signaling pathway; regulation of cell migration.
GUGUAUGGUUUGUGCUUGUUUUCUUUCUCCAUCCCUUUCUCUCUCUCUCCAUCCCUGCCCUUCUCCCAUCCCUCCCCUCCCGCUUCGCCGCUUCUCCACACACACAGCCAUCCACGAAUUAACCUCGCCGGCUGAAGGACAACCGGGAUUGUGUAGUGCGCUGUGGUGUGUGUGUGUGUGUGUGUGUGUGUGUCUGGGGGGGGGCACCCACCAUCCCCCUUCCUCCGCAGCCUGGCGGAGGGAGGAAUAAAAGAAGUUCGAUUUCCAGGAAUCUCGCCCUGUCUUUCUCUCUACCAGCUCGUUAAUUUCUGGUGCCAACCCAGCUCCGGGGCGGUGCGUGAUUUUCGGAGCCCGAGUCCGCGCUAAUUUCUCUUGGCUGCCUUGCGCCACACUCCUGGAAAUAUCCCGGAGGCUGCGGGGUGGGAGUGGGGGGGCAGCAGGUUUGGACGGCAGGAGAUGGGGCUGCCCCCAAAUCCGGACCGCCGGUCGCUUUGGAAGGGAAUCGAUUUUGCCAAGGCCAAGCGGCAUUCUGUUCUCUCGUCCUCGCUGGAGUCCGGACCUUGACUGUACCUUGAGCAAGAAAUUUGCACCGGGACCAAAAAAGAAGUGACUACCACUGGUUGGGGCAGGGAGGCGGGGAGACGCUUGGAUUUAUUACACGCUCCGUGUCCCCCCCAUCCCCGGUCUUCCCGCACGCGCUCGGCCAAUCUGCUGGAAAGGGGAGAAAGAACCAGCGACCCGGGGGCUAAAUUCGCCCCUAGCAGAUUAACCUAGGUGGAGAGAGGGGGGGUGGGUAUAACCCCCCUCCCAUGGCUUGGCUCUUCCAGGGAUGAGCACGGCGUGAAACUCCGAGCGGGGCACCGGCCAGUGGGGGACCAUGGCGGCCCUGGCCAGCUCCUUGAUCCGGCAGAAACGGGAGAUCCGGGAACCCGUCGCCAGCCGGCCCGUGGCGCCCAGAGGAAGGUCUGUCCCUGGCACCAAGUCCCUCUGCCAGAAGCAGCUGCUGAUUUUAAUCUCCAUCCGGCUCUGCGGUGGGCGGAAAGGCCGGCUGGAAAAAACACCCGAACCGCAGCUGAAGGGCAUCGUGACCAAGCUCCUCUGCAGACAUGGUUUCUACCUCCGGAUGCACCCAGACGGCACCAUCGACGGGACAAAGGAAGACACCAACAGCUUCACUCUCUUUAACCUGAUCCCCGUGGGACUGCGCGUGGUCGCCAUCCAGGGUACCCAGUCGGGGCAGUAUAUCGCCAUGAACGCAGAGGGCUACCUCUAUACCUCCGCUCACUUCACCACCGAGUGCCGGUUUAAGGAGUGUGUCUUCGAGAACUACUACGUCAUGUAUUCCUCCACCCUGUACCGCCAGCGCGAAUCCGGCCGCUCCUGGUAUCUGGGCAUCAACAAAGAAGGCCAGCCCAUGAAGGGAAACCGAGUCAAGAAGACCAAAGCCGCCGCCCACUUUCUGCCCAAGCUAUUGGAAGUGGCCAUGUACCGUGAACCGUCGCUCCAUAACGUGGUGGACCCCUCGGCACCCCAGAAAUCAGACGAGGCCGGCGCCCCCAGCAAAGAGACAGCCAAGCCCUGCAAGGCGACGUAACCCCCAGGUCGGGGAGGGGUGUCGGCACCGCUCCAGCAACACCCCUCCCUUGCAUGUCUGCCCCCUUUUGCUCAGGACGCCUGCCCAACCUACAUUCAACCUCCGGACCUCAGAAGAAAAAAAAAAUGCCAUUGAGGGUGUAAUACCCUUUGCCGUCACCGGGGGACAACAUUGCCCCGCUGGAGAAAUAUUUGGGGGUGUGCGUGUGUGUGUGUGUGUGUGUGUGUGUGUGUGUGUGUGUGUGGUCUUCCAUGCCAGCUGAGAGCGUGAUUCCCUGUUUGGCCAACGGGUGGUGACAUUGGGAAAGGUUCUGAUCUGUGCCAGCUUCCCUUGCCGCAAUUCGGGCGCGAUGCCUUUUCCCACCAGCCGAGAGCGACGUUGGCCAAGCAUCUGAUUGCCGCAAUUCGGGCGCGAUGCCUUUUCCCACCAGCCGAGGGCGACGUCGGGAAACCGCCCCCUGGCUUGAGACCACCGAGUGGCGACACGGUCACGUUGGGAGAGACUAUUAUAUAGGCCAUUGUCCCUUGCAAUAAAAAGACAGCGUGUUCCUCUUUCCCACCAGCAGGUGGUGACGUUGUCACACCAGGGGGGAAAGACGGUUCCACCUGCCACCGUCUAGUUGAUACCCUUUCUCCCCACUAGGUGGCAACACUGUCACAGCCGGAGAGAGUGUUCUAGACAUCACCUGCUCCGGCGCACGCCAGGGCGUUGUACCUUCUUCGACCACCAGGGGGUGACAUUGUCACAAGGGGGGGGGAGGGGGAAGAGAGCCAUCCGUGCCGGAUUUCUUCGCCGUUUCGACGGAAAUGGGAAGCCAAGCCGGGGGAGGGGAAGUGAGAGGCAACAGGAAACUCCGCCCCUUUUCCCCACCCGCCCCUCCCCCUCCAACCUGCCAAAUUCUGUAGGAUGCGGCCCUGC